CGAAGUGCUACAUCAUCGCCCAUCUGGAACCGAGGCACCAGUACCGACACAACUAUCUGUACAUCUACCCAAAGGGGCCACCAUGCUGUGUGCCAAGUGUCAAACACUAUGCAGCUCAAUCGAUCCGCAUCAAGACAAUGAUUUUAUCCACCAUGAAACCUUGGAAGAGCUUCGUACAAGCUCUAUUUGGGGAUGCCAUCUCUGUAAAAUAAUUCACAGAGCCUUCAAAGAGAAACCCUAUGAAUCCAUCAGCGUUUCAUCGAAGGUGAUUAUAAAGACGAGACAGGACAGUGGUAUCGAGGUGUCCUUUGUGGACCCUGUCCCGAAAUCAGCUGGUGACCAUCGAAAUGGCAGGAAAUCACCAGUGGUCUAUGUUAUUUUCCAGAGCAUCAACCUGCCGCGCCGAUUCACGUCAACGUUGCAGCUCUCCGAAACUUCCAAUGACCCGAAUACCGGGUCUGAGCCCGCCUGCCGGCUAGCUGCGACAUGGUUAGAAGAGUGCCUUGAAACUCACAAAAGAUGCUUGGCAUCCACAGCUGGGGAUCCACCCUUGCCGCAUAGAGUCAUUGACGUUGGUUUAAUUGACGAUUUGGCUGAGCCAUACUUACUAGAGACAUCUGGUCAAAUGGGGAAGUAUCUAACACUCAGUCACUGCUGGGGAGGAGGAAGUCCAAUCAAGACCACCAAGGAAAACAUUCAGCGCCAUCGGACCGGAGUUAAACUUGCAGAUUUGCCACGCACCUUCCGUGAUGCAGUUCACGUUGCGCGCAAACUUGGCUGCAGAUACCUAUGGAUAGAUUCUUUAUGCAUAAUCCAGGACGACCGAAAGGACUGGGAAGUCGAAGCGAUAUUGAUGCAUCAAUACUACAAACAGUCAUUGCUAACAAUUGCAGCCGCCGACGGAAACAACAGCGAUGCCGGCCUCUUUCGAGACAGAGACGGACUAAAAAAUCGACCCUUCGAACUUGGGUUUACUGACGUUAACGGCUCUUCACGGCAGCUAUAUGCCUAUACGAACACCAUGUCAUUCGAGCUAGCAAGAUCUAGUCUUUCCGAAUCAUUCAAACCAAGCCCGCUAUAUGACAGGGCCUGGGUCUUCCAAGAGCAAGCAUUAUCGCCGCGGACCCUGACCUAUGCCCGAGAUCGCUUGUCGUGGAGAUGUCAAGAGAUGCUCUUCGACGAGCGGGCCCCGCUCAUGAAAAGUGUCGAGGACUUUAUCAUAAAAGACAAGACGACCAACAUUGUCAGGAGAGGAGGCGAUCCUCGGAGUACUGAUGCAACCAUUGCCGAGCUCCAACAGAAAUGGAUAUUCCCGGGGCUCAGUCCAAAUUCAAGCCGCAGCGUCGCGAACACAGGGUAUCACGCAAAGUGUUGCUACUUGCCCAAAGACGAAUUCUUCGUUGAAUGGGGGAAUGUGGUUCGGGAUUAUACUCAACGAGGCAUGACAUAUCAAUCGGACAAGCUCAUAGCCAUCCAAGGAAUUGCUGACGCACUGGCGCCAAUCGCCUCUAGGACCUACUUUGCAGGCAUCUGGGUUGAAUCGACGAAGUCGAUUUUCAUGGGGCUGCUGUGGUCCUCGACGCGACCAAAGUUGAAACCAUCCCAAAGGCUCGACAUCGCCCCGUCUUGGUCCUGGGCUUCCACUGAAGGCGCGGUAUUAUGGCCGGGCCAUUGGCUUUGUCGAUUGCAGUCGAGGAUCCAAAUUCUUGAACUCAAGCGCUCCGGAACGGCAGUGAAGGCUACUGCAGAGCUCAUUGUCGAGGUGAAGCUCAGACCCGCAUUCGUAGAGGAUAACCAAGUCUUUGCUGUAAUAAACUGGCCAGAAGAGCACACGGAGAAGCUCUCUGGGCAAUCAACAAAUGCUCCCCCCAGUUCAAGAUGGCCUCUUGAUAAGCGAGAAAUUCCUCUUUCUCUCGACGAGAACCUUGGGAGCAAUGUCCAAAUCUGGUUUGCCGAAUUGGCGGCCGGAGAGGUUCAUACUCAGGCAAACAGGAAGGACGUGCAUUGUCUUGUUUUGCUUGGUUGUGGCGAGAACUCCUCCACUUUUCGUCGGGUAGGAUAUUCCAUGUGGAAAGAGUCUAUGUGGGCGAGCUCAGAACUACCGGAAACAAGAAAAACGACGCUGGCGAUUCUGUAGACACGCGAAGCGUCGGCCGCGCCGGUAGGCCGUCUCAGUCUUGGUUGUGAUUUGUACUUAGGUAAAACGAUUGUUACGUUUUCGAUAUCCCAUACUUGUUGACUCGGGGGUUGGGCCGUUUAUCGGCGAAUCCUUCUAUAGCGUAUUCCACAACUAAUUCAAUUAUUAAAACUCGUAAACAUUUGUAGCCGUUUUAAUAGAAACUCCCG
This is a messenger RNA of Hyaloscypha bicolor E, 2346 nucleotides long. RefSeq names its product HET-domain-containing protein. The transcript has 2 exons. The record is from RefSeq and is a predicted model, not a curated record. Bases 83 to 2137 code for a protein of 684 amino acids. Lineage: Eukaryota; Fungi; Ascomycota; Leotiomycetes; Helotiales; Hyaloscyphaceae.